Molecule: messenger RNA, 2234 nt
Organism: Pararge aegeria (speckled wood butterfly)
Lineage: Eukaryota; Metazoa; Arthropoda; Insecta; Lepidoptera; Nymphalidae
Gene: Smyd4-3
Product: SET and MYND domain-containing protein 4
Exons: 7
Coding region: 137-2191 (684 amino acids)
Molecular function (GO): protein binding
Source: RefSeq, a predicted model, not a curated record
GCAUCUUUCGUACGUUUUUUAACCUAAAAGUCACUCAGACCACGACACAAUCGUAAAAUUGUACCCAAAAUUGCUUAAAAUUUACUAUAAUAAUAACAAAAAUUGAGACGACGAGAAACCUGAAAACAACGUAAGAAUGUCGCAAGGAAUAGAGGGAUUCUUCAAGAAUUUUCAUGAUAAUAUAAACAGCAGAAUAGAUGAUGUGACGAGCAACAAUUUCGCUAAUUUGGAAUCCAAUUCAAAGCGUGUAUCGUAUUUUAGCAGUCUUCCCUGCGUAAAGGAUUAUGAUCUUUCAAAUGACGUUGUUAAAAAUGAAACCGGUGGUAGUUUUCCUGUUAAAAAGGAUUUCGAGAAAGCGCUACAGCUAAAAGAUGAAGGCAAUAAAGCCGUGCAGAAAGGCGACUGGGCUAAAGCGUUACAAAUGUACAAUCAAAGUAUGGUUUACAUGCCACAGAAAGAAACUGAAGAACUUUCAAUUAUCUACGCAAACCGAUCAGCUGCUUUAAAUCAUUUGCAACAAUAUGAAGAUGCUCUUACUGAUAUCAAAAGGAGCCUCUCCAUGAGUUACCCUCGACACCUAAGAUACAAAGUUUAUGAAAGAAAAGCCAGAUGUUUGCUGGUUUUAAAAAGAAACCAGGAAGCUGUUAUAGCUUUUCAAGAUACAUUAAGUGCCUUAGAUGAAGCCAAUAAUCUUGAUAAAGAAAAAAGAAUGAAAAUGAGAACUGAUGCAAAGCUUAUGUUGGAAAUUUUACACAAAGGAAUGGUGCUGGCUGGAAAUCCAAAGGACCCAGAACCUCUGAAGAAAAUUCCACCCAAACCAAAACUACCAGGGAAACAUAGCCACCAAUAUCCUGCUGCAUCAGAAGCAGUUCAAUUUGAGUACUGUGAAGCUAAAGGAAGAUUCGCAACGGCGACCAAAGAUAUAAUACCCGGUGAAGUUUUGCUAGUGGAGAAACCCCAUAGUGGCGUUUUAUUAGGAGAAUAUUCGAAGACUCACUGUCAAAAUUGUUUUGUAAAAUGCGUAAUCCCUUUACCAUGUCCGAAAUGUCCAAACGUAAUAUUUUGUAGUGAUAAAUGUCUGGAUGUUGCACAAAAAUCCUAUCAUGGAUAUGAAUGUCAUAUCCUUCCACUUAUUUGGAAGUCAGGCUGUUCUAUAACCUGUCAUAUUGCACUAAGGAUGAUAACACAGAACAAUAAAGAAUACUUCAGAGGCUUGAUAAAAGAUUUACAUAAUAAGCCAACAGGCACAUACAAAACUGAUGAUUACAGGAACAUAUACCAUUUAGUUUCGCACGAAGAUAAAAGAACUAAACAAGAUUUCUUGCACAGAGCACAGAUGACCCUUUUCCUGUUGAAGCUUUUAGAAAUAAGUGGUUAUUUUGACGGCAGACCAAAACAAAAGUCCGUGGAAAUUGAUGAAAUAAAAUCAAUGGCAAUUACUGAAUGUUAUGCAGAAGACGUCGCCUUAUUUGGUGGAUUAAUAUUAAAAAAUCUUCAAGUUCUCCAAUUUAAUGCCCACGAGGUAUUCGAAUUACAUUGUCCCAAACCAAAAGUAGGACAAAAUAUAAUAAAGCAUGACGGAAAGUCGAUGUUUCUAGCUGGUGCCGUCUUUCCAACACUUGCUUUGUUCAAUCACAGUUGCGAUCCAAAUAUCGUAAGAUAUUUCUGCGGGCCCCAUGUUGUCGUUCGCGCUGUAAAAAAUAUAAAGGAAGGCGAAGAGAUAUCAGAAAAUUACGGGCCAAUAUUUACUACAGUGCCCAAAGAGAAGCGGAAGGUGCAGCUAAAGGACCAAUACUGGUUCGACUGCACUUGUAUACCUUGUGAACAAAAUUGGCCAACAUACGAAGACAUGACUGAGAAUUAUAUGCGUUUCAAGUGUGAUUCUGACCGGCCCUGUCCCAACGUUAUUCCUGUGGCGUACGAUUGCAAGGAGUUUAUGGUGCAAUGCGGUCUAUGCCAGCAGUACACGAAUAUUUUGAAAGGACUGAAGUCACUACAAGACACUGAAAUGAUGUACAAGCUUGGUCGGGUAGCAAUGGAAGAGGGCAAGUAUGGUGAAGCAAUGAAGAAGUUUAUAGAAAUGCUGAAACUUUAUGAUGCUACUUUAGCACCACCUUAUCGCUCAUUUUACGACUGUGUGCAAGACUUGAGGAGCUGCAUGUUGGCUAUGGGCAACUAUAGUAUUGUUUAGGUUUAAAAGUUUGGUUUUGUUUUGUUUUGUUGUAUUGUUUUUA